Messenger RNA from Astrephomene gubernaculifera, 7110 nucleotides. Lineage: Eukaryota; Viridiplantae; Chlorophyta; Chlorophyceae; Chlamydomonadales; Astrephomenaceae. The record is from the annotation of a GenBank genome assembly.
CCCAAGCCCUUCUCCGCCCCCACCUAGCCCUUUACCGCCAUCACCCAGCCCUCCGCCUAGCCCUCUGCCGCCUUCGCCCAAGCCUCCCUCCCCUGACCCUCCUUCACCUCCUCCGCCCCCAAGCCCCUUCCCCCCAAGCCCUCCUCCAAGUCCCCCUCCACCAUCACCGAUGCCUCCUCUGCCGCCUUCACCGGAGCCACCUAGCCCCAAACCGCCUAGCCCGCCGCCCAGCCCGCUUCCCCCCAGCCCAUCUCCUCCCAGCCCUCUGCCGCCCUCCCCCAGUCCGCCUCCCAGCCCGCUGCCGCCUUCUCCUCCACCCCCUUCACCGUUACCCCCCUCACCUCCAUCGCCUCCAAGCCCUCCGCCGCCCUCACCCCCACCUAGCCCUUCCCCGCCACCGCCUAGCCCGUCUCCGCCACCUCCAAGUCCCCCACUGCCCCCUUCUCCUGACCCCCCUAGCCCUCAACCUCCUAGCCCGCCUCCAAGCCCUAAGCCUCCUAGCCCGUUUCCACCAAGCCCCGCCCCACUUCCACCUAGCCCGCCUCCUAGCCCACUCCCGCCCUCACCCCCGCCGCCCUCUCCUAACCCGCCCUCUCCUCCUGAGCCCCCAAGCCCGCCGCCGCCAUCUCCGCCGCCCAGCCCCUCUCCGCCGCCCCCGAGUCCCCCACCGCCCCCGUCUCCUGAUCCGCCCAGUCCGCCACCACCUAGCCCGGCCCCCAGCCCAACUCCUCCAAGCCCGCUACCCCCAAGCCCCUCCCCUCCACCACCUAGCCCUCCGCCAAGCCCUUUACCCCCAUCACCACCGCCCCCAUCACCAAAUCCGUCCCCACCACCAUUGCCACCCAGCCCUCUGCCGCCUUCCCCACCACCAAGCCCCUUGCCCCCUUCACCUCCUCCGCCUUCUCCUGAGCCUCCCAGUCCCCCUCCUCCAAGCCCUCCGCCAAGCCCUAGCCCACCCAGCCCCUUACCGCCCAGCCCUUCACCGCCGCCGCCCAGCCCUGAGCCAAGCCCUCUUCCCCCCUCUCCACCCCCGCCGUCUCCUAUUCCACCGUCACCGCCACCCCCACCCAGCCCUCUGCCGCCUUCCCCACCACCCAGCCCCUUGCCCCCUUCACCUCCUCCGCCUUCUCCUGAGCCUCCCAGUCCCCCUCCUCCAAGCCCUCCGCCAAGCCCUAGCCCACCCAGCCCCUUACCGCCCAGCCCUUCACCGCCGCCGCCCAGCCCUGAGCCAAGCCCUCUUCCCCCCUCUCCACCCCCGCCGUCUCCUAUUCCACCGUCACCGCCACCCCCACCCAGCCCUCUGCCGCCUUCCCCACCACCCAGCCCCUUGCCCCCUUCACCUCCUCCGCCUUCUCCUGAGCCUCCCAGUCCCCCUCCUCCAAGCCCUCCGCCAAGCCCUAGCCCACCAAGCCCCUUACCGCCCAGCCCUUCACCGCCGCCGCCCAGCCCUGAGCCAAGCCCUCUUCCCCCCUCUCCACCCCCGCCGUCACCGAUUCCACCGUCUCCUCCACCCCCACCCAGCCCUCUGCCGCCUUCCCCACCACCAAGCCCCUUACCCCCCUCGCCUGACCCCUCACCUCCGCCUUCUCCUGAUCCGCCCAGUCCCCUUCCUCCAAGCCCUCCGCCAAGCCCCUUACCGCCAAGCCCCUUACCGCCAAGCCCCUCUCCACCGCCGCCCAGCCCUGAGCCCAGUCCUCUUCCUCCUUCUCCACCCCCGCCGUCUCCUAAUCCACCCUCCCCCCCAACGCCACCCAGCCCUCUGCCGCCAUCUCCGGCCCCAAGCCCCUUACCCCCUUCACCGCUUCCGCCUUCUCCUGAACCACCCAAUCCCCUGCCACCAAGCCCCCCGCCAAGCCCUAGCCCACCAAGCCCACCACCCCCCAGCCCCUCCCCGCCACCUCCCAGCGCUCCCCUUAGUCCCUUACCUCCUUCACCUUCGCCUCCAUCGCCAAGCCCCCCAGCCCCGCCAUUGCCACCCAGCCCGCCACCCCCACCUCCACCACCCAGUCCCUCACCUCCCUCUCCCAACCCAUUGCCGCCGCCCUCUCCUCAUCCUCCAAGUCCCCAUCCACCCAGCCCGCCCCCAAGCCCUUCUCCUCCAAGUCCCUUCCCUCCAAACCCCUCUCCUCCUUCGCCUAGCCCGCCACCCAGUCCACUACCUCCCUCCCCGCGGCCUCCCUCUCCAAAUCCAUCCCCACCUCCGAAGCCUCCCAGCCCGCCACCACCAUCACCGCCGCCCAGCCCCCCGCCCUCUCCUCCAAGCCCGCCGAGGCCCCCUCCACACGCCCCUCAACCCCCUAGCCCCCUCCCACCAAGUCCUCUUCCGCCCAGCCCCUCGCCCCCGCCUCCCAAACCUCCACCUCACCCUAGGCCUCCAUCGCCACCAAUGCCAAGCCCCCCACCCCCGUUCAUGUCGACCAUACCGGCUGCAUAUGUUAACCAAAGCAAUCCCUCGGCAGUCAUGCUGGUUACUGAGAGCACGGUGGUGAGCAACUCCCCCAACGUCAGCUCACUCUUCCCCGACGCCGCCAACGUCACCGUCACGCAGCAGCUGGUGGAGUUCCCGCUCAACGUCGCCUUCAACGGAGGUGGCGGCAAGAACUGCGAUGAUUCACUGCUGACCGCUGUGCGCACGGCACUUACACAGCGACUGAGCGUCACGUCGCAGCAGAUCACCAAGCUGGAAUGCGCUGCCGACACCGACGCGACCACUGCUCGGCGGCAACGCAUGCUGCAGGCGGCAGCAGGCGCACCUCCGCCUCCCUCGUCAGCUUGCUCGGACGCUGGAGCCACACCCAUGAGCCUGGUGAUCCAGUUGAGCCUUCCCCCAACGGCGAACACAACUGCCAUUUCUGCUACCAUCAACGAAUUGCUCGCCGCCUGGGCUAACGGCUCUGGCUCGGAUGGUUCUGAACUCGUGGUGUGCGGCUCGCCUGGGCUCGGCAAUUUCCGCACGGCAACUGAAGUUAACGUGACCUAUGCUGUGCCUCUGAGCAGUCAGGGAGCGGCGGCGCUUGCACAAUCGUGUAGCUCCUCGUCAUGCACUAUUGUGGGGACGCCAAGUAUGGGUGCUGUGGCUCCGCCACCACUGCCGUUGUCAGCUGUUCCUUCUUCAUCAACCGAUGACUCUUCCUCGAAAAGUGGCAGCAAGGUCAACGUUGGUGUGAUUGCCGGCAUUGCUGUUGGCUGUACUGUGCUGCUGCUGGCUAUGUGCAUCGGGUUGGCGGCUAUCCUGCUCCGGCGCCGGAAGGAGGAACGGGGCCAGCGGCGGCGACCUGGAAGCGCGGAGACUGACGGGAUGGAGGUCGUUACACUGCCGGACGAGGCCACCUCCGUGUCCCCUGUCAGCGACAUCUUCGGUGUCACUGAGCCGCCGCCCGCGGACCCCAGCCUGCACAUCAGCUUGGUGCCCAGCAGCCCCGAUGCACAAGCAGGAGUCGCAACAGCAGCCAGGACCGCAUGGGCUGAACCCGCGUCCGCCUCGAGACCCGGCAGUCGUGGGGAAACCGCAUCCCGGCCUGGCACGGCUGGCAGCCGCAACGGCUGGACGGCAGGUGGCAACAACGGCUUGCGUCUGGCGCCCACCACGCCCCCCUUGCAGCAUGACAUCGAGGUUGAUGAGGAGGACAUCACUCCUGCCAUCGUGGAGACCCCGGCAGCGGCAGCUAAGCCUGCUAUCACCCAUGACGCCGCCGGACGGCCCAUUUCACCGCCCUGGGCACGUGUCAGCGGUGCUGCUGUGGCCCCCGCAAUCCUCAACCUGCCGGAAGCAAGAGACCUUGAGGGCGCUGAGGUGGUGCAGGCGGGCCCGGGAGAUGAUGGCAAAGCCCAGCCCCCUGACGACAGUGAACCUCCUCGGGCAGCUUGGGGCAGCAAGAAUGACAAGAGCGCACACGGUGGUUCCGGUGAUGCCGCCGACACGGGAGCCAGCGGUGAGCCUCGCACCAGCCGGCCUACCAGUGCUUCGGCCGCCGCAGCUGCUAGAGCGGCACCCAGGGCACCUUCACGACUCAGCUACACAGGCAACAAUGCUGGCGGCGUUGACAACAGCUUCCCCGUCCGUGCUAGCACUGGGUCGCUGCCUUCUCCUCCGCGGCCGCUCAGCCGCGGCAGCACCGAUGCUCCCAACCCGUCCAUGGUGGGUGCUGCUGCUGCUGCCGCCCUGCGUGCACUUAACAUCGGCAGCCGACUGGGUGCGAGGUCCCCCAAGGUGGCUGAUGAGAGUGCUACCUCGACCGGCCAGCUUGCAUUCAUGGACGAGGAAGGCGAUGAGGCCAGGUCAGCGAGCCGGGGUGCUCCCAGGCCGUCUAAGAAGGGCCCCAAGGCAGCUGAUGGCGGGGGUUCGACGGAUGAAGAUGAGGCCGAACACCCCAGUAGCAAAGGACAUCCACGGCCGUCUAAGAAGGGCCCUAAGGCUUCCGUGGAUGGCUCUGAGGACCCGACACGUCUGCAAGACGAGGCAGACAGGCCAGGGAGCAAGGCCAACCCACGGCCAACUAAGAAGGGCCCCAAGAUGUCGAUGGAUGGCUCAGCCGAGUUCCCCACAGCUCAGCAGGAGGAGAUGGAGAGGCCCGGGAGCAACCCCAACCCCAGGCCGUCCAAGAAGGGCCCGAAGGCCGCUUUGGAUGAGGCUGGACCUCCCCAAGCAGCACAUGAGGGUGCUGCCUGGCCUGCCAGCAAGCCCAACCCACGGCCAUCCAAGAAGGGACCCAAGCUGGAGGGCGAGGCCGGGCCCUCCCAGCCCAAGGCCAACCCACGGCCGUCCAAGAAGGGUCCCAAGGUGCAUGAGGAUGACGACUCGGACGACCCUGCGGAGGCGGCUGUGGAGGAGGUGGAGGCAUGGCCUGCCAACCGGGGACACCCAAGGCCAUCCAAGAAGGGGCCAAAGCAUGUGGAUGAUGCAUCUGGAAGGGAUGGCCCGCUAUGGCAUGACGUCCGGUCUGACCCCAAGGCCCUGCCCAAGGGCCCCAAGGUCAUGCCAGGCAGGAACCGCUCCUAUAUGAUGCCCACCGCCGCCUCCGUCCUCAAGACAGGCCAUGAAGACGUGGGGGCCGCCAAAGCUGCCAUGGCCGCCACAGUGCACGAACUGCGCCGUCCGGCCACGCUGGCGGCUGUUCCGAUUGCAAGUCGCGGUGAUCACCACGCCGUCUUGUCCUCGGCCCCCAGCGACUUCUCAGACGCUGCGCGGCGCUCGCGUUCCGUAACCGAGCUGCCCGUCAAACCCCGUACGGCGGUUACCGGGCGUCACGCAUCCGUAACCAUGCCUGGCAACCGGCCAAUCCAGUCUUCCCCCUCAGCGGCUGGCAACAGUGACGCAGCCGGCAGCAGCGCUCUAGAGCCGCCGGAGACCCGAGGCGGCACACUGGCGGCCGGAAAGUCAGUCGGGGGCCCGCGCAUCAGUAUCCUGGGUGGUACCGGAGGCCCUCGUGAGGCGUUUGCCUCAGAGCCCUCUCUGCCUGGGUCGCCUGGCGAGCCGGCGCUCGGCCAGGAGCCGUCGGAACUGCUAACGCCCGAGGCGUCGAUGGGCGAUGGCGGCGAGGAUGAGCUGACGCAGUGGCUGGCUCUGCACCCGCGGCCUCCUGCGGCACCUGGCAGUGCGGGUUCUGGAAGCAAGGGGACCAGCAGCCGCAGCUCACUGGUUCAGAAGGGUGGCAAGGGAGGCGUUGUCUGAGUCUAUCUAGCGAUCGGGGUUACAGUUGCUAUGAUCACGCGCAUGGUUAGGUUAUGGGAAGUGUGUGUGGUGAGGUCAGGUGGGUUUUACCGUUGCGUCUUGUUGCCGUUGGACGGGACUGGCAUACUUACCUCAUUACGUGUUGCAUGGGGGGGUAACAGUACGUACACGGAAAACGUUUGUUGCAGUAACUUUGGCGCAGGUUGUUUAUAAAAGAAGAACGGGUUUGUGUUUGCUGUCGUUGUGGUUCCAGUGGCGUUGGUGACACAACUAAGCCUUAUUCAGCGCCUUUAGAUUGUUAUGGCUUGUUGACUGCGGACUUCUCCUUAACGGCCCAACUGGCUAGCCAAGGCUGGAUGUACAUGUGGCUUGGUGAUGUGACAUGGGGGUUUGCCUUGUGCCCCUUCACCUGUCUGCUGAGGAGAGGAUAGGUUGUAUAUGCUUGUUGUUUAUUAGGACGUAAACCCCAACCAUGCGUACAACGACGUAGGGGGAUUGUUGACUGUGCCCAUUCACACCAGUACAGAGUUGGAAGGCAGUCCUUGCAUCCUGUCAGCUAACGGACUAUUAACACACCGCUUUACCUACAAGCCGCUUUGCAUGCAUCACCCCGGGGCUACUGCUCGGAUAGUCACUCUUUUUUGUGUACCUCGUGUCAUGUGGUAAACCACUUUUAACGCUAGUGCCCACUUGUGUGUCCGGGACAUAUUACGCGCGUUUUUAUGUCGGCGUGGAUACAUUGGCGAGCUUGUGUUUGCUCGUCAGGCCCUUUGGAUUCAUUUGCGAAGUGGCGCAGGAGGCCCUUGAUUCUCACAGCUGCUCGAGCCCCUAUCGUCCAGUGGGCCAAGAGAUACGUGAGUACAAGGCCCAUGCUGGCCGGAACGCCUGCUGGGGAGCUGUUUUUGGAGCUUGGUUUAUGAUUCAUGUUUGCCAACUCUCACUCAUCUGCAGCGCUCGUGUGCUCCUGUUGUGGAUGUCCUUACCACGCAGCUGCAGGGCCAACGUUGUCAUGUGGUGACGAUAUUUCUUGGGGUAUUCUUACUGUGUGGUUUUGGUGGCCAUGUCGUUUACCCGCCAACAAUUAACCAUAUCGUUUCAUGUGCGCCAGUGUUCAUUACGUCUUGCACCGGGCUGUCUGAGGCUGCAAGCCGAAUGUCGUUCAGACACGAUACACCCCCUGUACACCCUGAUGCAGUUGUCAGGGUAGGGGUUACAGUGCUGUACGCUUGAUGUUGCCGUUUGCUUAACGUCUACAGUGUAACGUGAUGGCAAGCCUAAUGAAGUAAGGAUUGCUGAAGAGCAUUCGGACCAUCCCUUGGCGCUGGUGAACAUCGGGGAUAGGCAGUAUCAGCAUGUAUGUGCCCUUACAUGGGUCUUGCAUGGUUUCAGGCGACAAGGUGACACCACCCAGCCUGCGCAGAUAUACAAACCAAUCCAGU